Molecule: messenger RNA, 1422 nt
Organism: Merops nubicus (carmine bee-eater)
Lineage: Eukaryota; Metazoa; Chordata; Aves; Coraciiformes; Meropidae
Gene: SCUBE2
Product: signal peptide, CUB domain, EGF-like 2
Exons: 10
Biological process (GO): signal transduction
Cellular component (GO): cell surface
Source: RefSeq, a predicted model, not a curated record
GCGGCUCGACACCUUGCUCUGACUGCCAGGUCGCUUUUGUCAACCUCAAGUGUGACUCAUCCAAGAAGGGGAAGGGCCGCCGGGCUCGCAACUCGUCCAACAAGGAGGUGACACGCAUCACGCUGGAGUUCGAGGCAGAGAUCAAGCCAGAGGAGAUCACAGCCAGCUGCAACCUGCACUGCCUGCGACAGAGAGUGGAGAAAAAGCUGAAGUCUGCCAUCAAAGCUCUGAAGAAGUCCAUCAACCAGGAGCGGUUCCUGCUGCGCUUCGCGGGCAUGGAGUACGAGGUGGCGCGGAAGCUGAGCGUGGCCCCCGAGAGGCAGGAGGGCUGGGGGGCCCCGGGGCAGCAGCGCCUGGGCACCAAGUGUGUCAGCUGCUCGCAGGGGACCUAUUACCACGGCCAGACAGAGCAGUGUGUCCCCUGCCCCCCCGGCACCUACCAGGAGAAGGAAGGGCAGCUCUCCUGCGACCUGUGUCCCCGUGGUGAUGCUUUCGGACCCGUGGGAGCCACCAACAUCACCGGCUGCACAGGUCAGUGUCCCCCCGGGCAGCACUCAGCUGAUGGCUUCAAGCCCUGCCAGCCGUGUCCCCGUGGCUCCUACCAGCCCGAGGUGGGACCCCGCCACGAGGGAGCCCUCUCCUUCCAGGACUGCGACACCAAAGUCCAGUGCUCCCCGGGGCACUACUACAACACGAGCGUCCACCGCUGCAUCCGCUGCGCCGUGGGCACCUACCAGCCCGAGUUCCGGCAGAACUACUGCAUCACCUGCCCGGGCAACACCACCACCGACUUCGACGGCUCCACCUCCGUGUCCCAGUGCAAAAACCGGCAGUGUGGGGGCGAGCUGGGCGAGUACACGGGCUACAUCGAGUCCCCCAACUACCCGGGGAACUACCCUGCCAACGUGGAGUGCACCUGGAACAUCAACCCCCCGCCCAAGCGCAAGAUCCUCAUCGUGGUGCCAGAGAUCUUCCUCCCCUCUGAGGAUGAGUGCGGCGACGUCCUGGUCAUGCGGAAAAACUCCUCCCCAUCCUCCAUCACCACCUACGAGACGUGCCAGACCUACGAGAGGCCCAUCGCCUUCACCGCCCGCUCCCGCAAGCUCUGGAUUAACUUCAAAACCAGCGAAGCCAACAGCGCCCGGGGCUUCCAGAUCCCCUACGUCACCUACGACGAGGACUAUGAGCAGCUGGUGGAGGACAUCGUGCGGGACGGCAGGCUCUACGCCUCCGAAAACCACCAGGAGAUCCUCAAGGACAAGAAGCUCAUCAAAGCUUUCUUCGACGUGCUGGCACAUCCCCAGAACUACUUCAAAUACACGGAGAAACACAAGGAGAUGCUGCCCCGCUCCUUCAUCAAGCUCCUCCGCUCCAAAGUCUCCAGCUUCCUCCGGCCUUACAAAUAGCCCCCCGCGCCCCCGG